AUGCCAAACACCUCUUCUAGUUCUUCUGUGUCUACUUCUUCUCCUCCUAUUAUGAAAGAAGAACCUAUAAGCGCUAGUCCCUCCGUUUCUUAUCCCACACCGGCUAUCGUCAAAGAAGCAGAAGACACUGCUACUACUACGACUAGCACUCUUGAUGACAAUGAUAUGAUUAAUACUGCCGGUCCUUCGACCAUCAGAAACAAACCAGGGCGUCCCAAAGGCUCCAGAUCGAAACGCGAGAUGUUCCUCGAGAAGAAGUUGCUUCUCUGA
Messenger RNA from Aureobasidium melanogenum CBS 110374, 270 nucleotides. RefSeq lists its product as uncharacterized. The transcript has 2 exons. Lineage: Eukaryota; Fungi; Ascomycota; Dothideomycetes; Dothideales; Saccotheciaceae. Bases 1 to 270 code for a protein of 89 amino acids. The record is from RefSeq and is a predicted model, not a curated record.